CGUGCGUGCGACGCACCUGUCGGGCUCCGACUCCUGCAGCUUCUCUUCCAGUUCAGCGGGUCAGGGCUGGUCGGGUCGGGAUCGCAGACCUGCCCGCUCGCCAGCUCGUUGCGGGUGCGCUCGGGGCGGCCGUCCGUCUGGAGGAUGAGGCUGGAGUGGGCGGAGGCGUGAGAACCGCGUUACUCUCCUCCCGAGGAGGAGCGCGGCUGCUGCUGUAGUCCUUUGCGAGCGCAGUGAGCCUGGACACUCACGUCGGGGCAGAGGCUGGUUGACUGGAGGGCCCGCUGGAGCCGGAGGAUUGCACUUCACCCAGAGACCAGCCAGCGCCCGUCCCACCUGGCCGCAUUUACGUAACCUCUCCGGAAAGCCGGGUAGCAGUGAAGUCCGCCGGGGUGGCCACCCGGCAGCCGUGUCCGGGUGAAGCUCCCGGGGCGGCUGGCGCGCGAUCUCAAGCAGAUGCGGGGUCCACAGGCGACGCAGCCACCAGCCGCCGAGCUUGCUAUGCCUCUGAGCUGCAAGAUAACCAGACAGCUCAAUGGAGUCUGAGCAGCUGUUCCAUAGAGGCUACUAUAGAAACAGCUACAACAGCAUAGCAAGUGCGAGUAGCGAUGAGGAGCUCCUAGAUGGAGCAGGUGCUAUUAUGGACUUUCAGACUUCUGAAGAUGACAAUUUGUUAGACGGUGACACGGCAGCUGGAACUCAUUAUACAAUGACCAAUGGAGGCAGCAUUAAUAGCUCUACACACUUGCUGGAUCUUUUGGAUGAACCUAUCCCAGGUGUCGGUACAUACGAUGAUUUCCAUACUAUUGACUGGGUGCGAGAGAAGUGUAAGGACAGAGAAAGGCACAGACGGAUCAACAGUAAAAAAAAAGAAUCAGCAUGGGAAAUGACAAAAAGUCUCUAUGAUGCCUGGUCAGGCUGGCUUGUAGUUACAUUGACAGGACUGGCGUCAGGGGCACUAGCUGGAUUGAUAGACAUUGCUGCUGACUGGAUGACUGACCUGAAGGAGGGCAUCUGCCUCAGUGCAUUGUGGUACAACCAUGAACAGUGUUGUUGGGGCUCCAAUGAGACAACGUUUGAAGAGAGGGAUAAAUGUCCACAGUGGAAAACAUGGGCAGAGUUAAUCAUAGGUCAAGCAGAGGGUCCUGGGUCUUAUAUCAUGAACUACAUCAUGUACAUUUUUUGGGCUUUGAGUUUUGCCUUUCUUGCAGUUUCCUUGGUGAAAGUAUUUGCUCCGUAUGCCUGUGGCUCUGGAAUUCCAGAGAUUAAAACUAUUUUGAGUGGAUUCAUCAUCAGAGGUUACUUGGGAAAAUGGACUUUAAUGAUUAAAACCAUCACAUUAGUGCUGGCUGUGGCUUCAGGUUUGAGUUUAGGAAAAGAAGGUCCCCUGGUACACGUUGCCUGCUGCUGUGGAAAUAUCUUUUCCUACCUCUUUCCAAAGUAUAGCACAAAUGAAGCUAAAAAGAGGGAGGUGCUGUCAGCCGCCUCAGCUGCUGGUGUUUCUGUGGCUUUCGGUGCGCCCAUUGGAGGAGUUCUUUUUAGUUUGGAGGAGGUUAGCUAUUAUUUUCCUCUCAAAACUUUAUGGAGAUCAUUUUUUGCUGCUUUGGUGGCGGCGUUUGUUUUGCGAUCCAUCAAUCCAUUUGGUAACAGCCGUCUGGUCCUUUUUUAUGUGGAGUAUCAUACACCGUGGUACCUUUUUGAACUGUUCCCUUUUAUUCUCCUGGGGGUGUUUGGAGGGCUUUGGGGAGCUUUUUUUAUUAGGGCAAAUAUUGCCUGGUGUCGUCGACGCAAGUCCACCAGAUUUGGAAAGUAUCCUGUUCUCGAAGUCAUCAUUGUCGCAGCCAUUACUGCUGUGAUAGCCUUCCCCAACCCAUAUACAAGGCUCAACACCAGUGAACUGAUUAAAGAGCUGUUUACAGAUUGUGGGCCGUUGGAGUCCUCCUCUCUCUGUGACUACAGAAAUGACAUGAAUGCCAGUAAAAUUGUUGAUGAUAUUCCUGACCGUCCAGCAGGCGUUGGAGUAUAUUCAGCUAUCUGGCAGUUGUGCCUAGCGCUCAUAUUUAAAAUAAUAAUGACAGUGUUCACUUUUGGUAUCAAGGUUCCCUCAGGCUUGUUCAUCCCCAGCAUGGCCAUUGGCGCGAUUGCAGGGAGAAUUGUGGGGAUUGCUGUGGAGCAGCUGGCCUACUAUCACCACGACUGGUUUAUCUUCAAGGAGUGGUGUGAGGUUGGGGCUGACUGCAUCACUCCUGGCCUUUACGCCAUGGUUGGGGCUGCCGCGUGCCUAGGUGGUGUGACAAGAAUGACUGUCUCUCUGGUGGUUAUUGUUUUUGAACUUACUGGAGGCUUGGAAUAUAUUGUUCCUCUUAUGGCUGCUGUAAUGACCAGUAAAUGGGUUGGUGAUGCCUUUGGUAGGGAAGGUAUUUAUGAAGCACACAUCCGAUUAAAUGGAUACCCUUUCUUGGAUGCAAAAGAAGAAUUCACUCAUACAACCCUGGCUGCUGAUGUCAUGAGACCUCGAAGAAGUGACCCUCCCUUAGCUGUUUUGACACAGGACAAUAUGACAGUAGAUGACAUAGAAAACAUGAUUAAUGAAACCAGCUAUAAUGGCUUUCCUGUUAUAAUGUCAAAAGAAUCUCAGAGAUUGGUGGGAUUUGCCCUCAGAAGAGACCUGACAAUUGCAAUAGAAAGUGCCAGAAAAAAACAAGAAGGUAUUGUGGGCAGUUCUCGAGUGUGUUUUGCACAGCAUACUCCAUCUCUUCCGGCAGAAAGUCCUCGGCCACUAAAACUGAGAAGCAUUCUUGACAUGAGUCCUUUUACAGUGACAGACCACACCCCAAUGGAGAUUGUGGUAGACAUCUUCCGGAAGCUUGGUCUGAGGCAGUGCCUUGUAACUCACAACGGGAUUGUCUUGGGGAUCAUCACAAAGAAGAACAUUUUAGAGCAUCUCGAGCAACUAAAGCAGCACGUGGAGCCCUUGACGCCUCCUUGGCAUUAUAACAAAAAAAGAUAUCCUCCGUCAUAUGGCCCAGACGGCAAACCAAGACCCCGCUUCAAUAAUGUUCAACUGAGCCCUGUAGAUGAGGACAGAGAGGAGACAGAAGAGGAAGUGCGUUUGUUGAAUAGCACAAUUCUUUAAUCUGCAGGACUCGUCCACUUUUUUCUUCUUUCAAAAAAUGGAAGAAAUACAAGACGAGCUUUUGCAACCCGGUUUGCAAAUCAUGCUGGGAGAACAGAGGGAUUGUUGGGGGAGGGAGAAGGAAAAGAGUGAGGUAUUUCCCUAACUAACUGGAACAGGAACUCAUCUCAUGUUGUUGUGCACUGUCUGCAUUCACUGAGGCUAUGCAGUGAACUGCAGGCUUGAGCCUCCCUGGAGCCUUCACUGGAAUCCUCGCAUCUGGCUGUUACGUCAGCACCACAGAGACACGUUAUCAGUCCCUAUUUCUGGAGGGAUUACUUUGAAUUGAGCCAUCUAUUAAGACUGCAAGGUCUUGCCCUUUUCUAUCAGAACUGUUCUGUUUAACUCAUGAAUUGUAUAGUUAAGCAUCACCUUUCUACAUUCCAAAAGAGCUUCUCUCUCCUCCCCCGCCCCAUCCUGAGCUGUAACAAAACCUCUUUGGUGUGUCCUUCUGAAGCAGUCCUUUCUCAUAUUGAGAUGUGCUGUGAUUUUACUGACCUUUCAUCACAAGAAGGGGAUGUUUCUUGUGCCAUUAACCAUGUGGUCUGUACCAUCACAAAGGCUUGGGCACUGCUGGACAAGCAGGUAAACUGUGUACAUCACAAAGGCUUGGUGGUGUACACAUGCCACUGCUGGACUAGCAGGUAAACUGUACCAUCACAAAGGCUUGGUGGUGUGCACACGGCACUGCUGGACUAGCAGGUAAACUGUACCAUCACAAAGGCUUGGGGGGUGUGCACACGGCACUGCUGGACUAGCAGGUAAACUGUGUACAUCACAAAGGCUUGGGGGUGUGCACAUGCCACUGCUGGACUAGCAGGUAAACUGUACCAUCACAAAGGCUUGGGGGGUGUGCACACGGCACUGCUGGACUAGCAGGUAAACUGUGUACAUCACAAAGGCUUGGUGGUGUGCACACGGCACUGCUGGACUAGCAGGUGAAGCCUGGGGGUGUGAGCGAAAUCCCCCAGCUUGUGCGCUGUGUGGUUCAGAAUCAAAAACAAACUUGACUCUAAAUCAGUUUUAUUCUUUCCUCUCAGACUGUAUGGAUAAUGUGACCUAGUCUUAUGCAAAUUUUCUACUUCUGAAAUUACUAUGACAGAAAAGUGCUGUUCAGCAUAAUUAAAGCAAAUGCUGCUGCCAUGACCGUGAAGGGAAGGAAGGAUUCUGUUUAGCUGUCCUGGUAUUAAUUGCAUGUUAAACACUGGAACUUUUUUCUUCAAAUUAGAUCAUUCUUUUAUUUCAGGAUGUUUCACUGCUGACACUGGAGAUGAACUGUAAUUCAUAACUUGCACUAAAUGUAUAUUUCUUUUCUUAAAAAUUUACCAUUUUUAUUUAUAUUUUUAUGGAUUAAAAUUUAUAAAAUGCAGAUCAGUUAAUAUUGCACUUAAAUAAUUUUACCUUUUAAUGUGACUUUUAUUUUCAUAGACUAAUUCUGACUUACAAAUAUGGAGGUAUGAGCAAAGCUUACCAAGGGCCCAAGGGUUUAAGAAGAGGUGGUCACAUCUGUGAUCCAGAGUACACUUGAUACCUUCUGAUGUCUCACUGCCAUCUCCGGGGUUAUGCCCUCUGACCUCUCCAUUCUGACCACAAACUAGAAAGUUGAAAAUACUAUAAAUUACUAGUAGUAGAUUAAAACCAAACUUUUUUUUUUUUAAGAAAAAUCAGUCAAAAAUGAAAAUAAAAUCACAAUGUGGUUAUAACCUUUGAAUCACUAGGUAGGUCACAGCCAUACCUGAAGUGUGCUCCAUGAUGAUUUGAAUAGCUAUGGUGCACAUUUUUGCAGAUUAGUUAUAAUGUACCUCAGAGUAUUUGGAAUUGUUAUUGGCAAUGUCUGUUUUAAUCAUGCUCUUAAUUCCCAACUGGCAAAGGAUGUUUAUUCACUAGACUGCCCAGAUAGUCUUCAAGUAUGCAUUUUUGAAAGGCAAAUGCAUUUGUGAGACAGAUAUUUUCUGAAACAACUGGCAAUGAGCCAUUUUUAAUAAAUGUGAAAUCACCUUAGAUCUGUAUGAAUUUGAAGGCUUAAAAGGUCAGGAAGCCAUAUAGAGUGAUCCAAAGUUCACCAAAAUUGUAGAUUUCCCAGCUGUGCUAUCUGCCAACAAUAUUUUGUCUUUUUACUCCUGUCGGCAGAUUUCAAUAUUCUUCGUUGUUCUUUGGCUAAAUAGAAUGAACUCAUUUUUAAUGAUAAGAGUUCUGUAGCUCUUAACGUAUACUUGCGGUACGGGGCACUGCUGUGGCACUAAUUCUUCAGCACGGCUGAUUGGUGCCUCAGCCCUUCUGGGUUCCAAGUCUUCAAAGGAGAAGCCAGUUUCUUUGUAGUGUGACAUGAUGAAACUGAACAUGACUUUAUUUUCCACAUUUCCUUUUAUUUCAUAUUCUUUCAUGACCCAUCUUCAGAGACUGACAUUUCAGGAUACAUAUUAAAGCAUUCUUUUUUUUUUUUUUUUUUUUUGGUCACAUUUUUCUAUCCGAUGUGUCUUACUGCUGAAAUACAUGAAAACUGCUGUGGUUUUAAUGUGUUCAGAGGUUUGAGGUUUUUGAGAUUUUGUUUUUCUUUUUUCUCUGCAUAAAGGUUUGGUUGAUUUCCAACCAAAUAAGAUAGUGGAUACCAUGAACUACAUGUGCCUAGCUAAUUGGCAAACUUAUUGACCAAUAUACUAAGUGCAGCGCCUUAUUUGAGUACCCUUCUUGAAAGGUAUGAUGACAAUAGGCAAGUGUGUCAGCAUCUGUUAAUAAUCGUUUUUUGGUUUUGGUUCAUGAAGAAUGCUUAGUUUGUUAAUCUGUGAUGUUGCCUAGAGCUGUACUUAUCUGUUUUUAUUUAUACUAGUAUAGUAAAAGCUGCAUAUCAUUACAGUAAAAAUGAUUACUGUAAUGAGUUAAGAUCUAUUAAAAUCUCUACUUCAA
Messenger RNA from Apodemus sylvaticus (European woodmouse), 6079 nucleotides. RefSeq names its product chloride voltage-gated channel 3 (gene Clcn3). Bases 536 to 3136 code for a protein of 866 amino acids. NCBI's taxonomy places the organism in Eukaryota, Metazoa, Chordata, Mammalia, Rodentia, Muridae. Gene Ontology annotation, cellular component: early endosome; membrane; Golgi apparatus. The record is from RefSeq and is a predicted model, not a curated record. The transcript has 14 exons. Gene Ontology annotation, molecular function: voltage-gated chloride channel activity. Gene Ontology annotation, biological process: transmembrane transport; chloride transport.